AAGGUGUCACGUGCUUCCAUUCUCGUGAGUUAUUGUUGUCAAGAAAAGAUGGCGACACUACACAAGACAUAAAACUUUUGGAUUCUCUCAGGAUCUAUACUCGUACUCUAUAGAGAAGGUCUAUGUAGGCAGUCGAAGUGAAACAAGAAAAAGGACGAAAAUUGAACUUGUCAGAUUAUAUCAAUAUAACUUUUGAGUUGUCUGACUUUUUCUUUGUUGGCCCAAGAAAUUUACUUUGUAGUCGAGUCAUAAACGACUGCAAAACAUUGAUUAUUUGAACGUAUUGACCGUACGUCACCAUGGAAACUAAAGCCGAACCGACACCUACCAGUGGACGAACAGAUUCAGUGAAGGAGUAUCCCCCGGCACUCUCACUAUUGGAGCAGUUGGACCACCUGCUGGGGACCACUGGAUCCAUUAAGAGCACUAAAGACAUCCCCGAGUUUAUCAAGGUGAUGCAGGUGUCACAGUUUCUAGUGAGUCGAUGCAUUGUCCUCAACGUCAUUAAGUCAACCAAGUCACAGUCCACGCUGGAGGAGCUGAUGCAAGCUGGAGGGUGGACUGUUCUCAACCUGUGGCUGGCCGAGGCUAAGAAAGGACACAACAUGGCCCUCCUAGUGGAACUGUUGCAGGUGCUGGAAAGACUGCCUGUGACGGUGGAUGCCCUCAAGCAAGGCAAUAUGGGGAAGCUAAUAAAGCAGCUGUCAAAAGCAGAGAAUCCAGAGGUGAAGUCGUCUGCCAGUAAUAUCCUUGCUAAGUGGAUGGCCAUCUUCAGAGGACCACCAACUCCUUCAGCUGGCAAAGUCGAGGCCCCUUCCGAAGAACAACAUCGCAGCAACAGUUUCAGUGAAGACGAUCCGGCGAAACCAUCCAAACCUAAAAAAGACAAAGCAGACAAGAAAUCUUUGAGCACCAAGAAAAAAGAGAGUAAAUCCUCCAAGCCCCCCGUAGGUCCUCCUGUGGAGUCCAUCCAACCUCCCCCUGGCCCGAUGGUGGCACUGGGUAGACCAAGGGACAAGCCAGUCAAGAGACUCAGAGACCCUCUACUGGCUAAGAGUGGACAGCCCCCACUGGAGAAGAGAGUCAAGGGGAACAAUGACCCCAAAGGUAUCAAGGGUCCCAAGGAAAGCGAAGGUUUCAUGGCCUUCCUUAGCAACCAGGUCGCAACUAAGCAAAAGAAAGUCAAGAAAAUCCCCAAAAUAGCCAAAAUGAACCGAACUAAUUCUGUGACCAGUGACACGAACGAGGCGAGACCAGAGGUGACCACACCCACUGCAGACACACCCACUUUACCAGCACCAGAGGAGGAGGAAGAAGAGAUGGAGGUUACAAAUAGUGCAAAGAAGAAGAAAGUGUCGUGGGCAAGUGAUGACAACCUCGCUGUCAUGCACUACUUUGAGCUCGACGAAUCAGAAAGAGUAAAUGUGAAUCAUGUGAGUCGCAGCUUCCUGGCAGCUGCCCAGCAAGAGAAGAGAUUGGAGAGAGAGGCACUGGAGUCUGGGCUCAUGUUCAGCAGGGACAGACUCAACGAGGCCAUAGCUUGGGUGCGUCCCCUGCUGGUGGACAUUCCCCCGGACAUGGUUCACUCUCGAGGGGUGGCCAGUGAGGAGAGAGACAGUCAGGCAGAGAGAGAGAAGACAGUACUAGCACAACUAUUCCUCAGCAAGUCCAGUGUUCAGCCAUCUCCAAUGGAACCAGACCCCGAACCUUCUAUUCCAGAUCAAGAGCCUAAACUCAUCCCCCUGAACGAGCCUGGGGCACCGACCAAUCCACCUCCUCCCAUCUUCCCCCCACCACCCACUCUUCCGUUACCUCCUCCACAUGGACCCAUUGAGCCUCCCCUGAUGAGUCCUGGCACCACCAUCAACCAAGCACAGUCUCUCAUCAACUACUAUAGCAGUAACGUUGAGGGUCCCAAAGGUCCCCCCGAGUCAAUGCCACGAGAAAACGGACAAUUCUCCGCUCCUCCAGGGGGAUUCUAUCCAGGGGGUCCCCCCAUGAGAGGGGGCGAGGCUUACGGACCAGGAAGGGGGGGAUUCAGGAGACGAUUCCCACUCACAGGACUUGAAUCAAAAAUCUGCAAACACUUUCUGACUCAUGGUUGUCGUAUGGGCACCAACUGUCGAUUUCUACACUGCACACCCGAGGAGCUCGCUGACAAGAUAUCGCUAGAUCAGCGGCCACCCAUGAGAGGGUUCAGAGGUCGCGGACGGCCGUGGGGACGAGGACGAGGGGCUCCGCUGCUCCCCUCAGGACCACCCCCUAAUAUGGUAGAGGAAAUGGACACCUCGCUACCACCACCGACUAGUAAUGAUGAUGGAGAGACUAAACCUGUGAACACUACCAUAAUGUCAUCAUAGCUGUUAGCUUUAUGAUGUCCAUAAUAUGCAAUUGAUGGAUUUAUUCUGUCUCUCUUCUUCACUUUGUUCUGUGUGCACUCAUUUCUAGUAAUUUUGGUAUUAAGAAACUGAAUAAUUAUAUCGAUUAUCGUUCUACUAUUAUUGACAACUAUAAUUAUUA
Molecule: messenger RNA, 2520 nt
Organism: Halichondria panicea
Lineage: Eukaryota; Metazoa; Porifera; Demospongiae; Suberitida; Halichondriidae
Product: serine/threonine-protein phosphatase 1 regulatory subunit 10-like
Exons: 16
Coding region: 300-2360 (686 amino acids)
Cellular component (GO): nucleus; chromatin; PTW/PP1 phosphatase complex
Molecular function (GO): metal ion binding; protein phosphatase 1 binding
Source: RefSeq, a predicted model, not a curated record